AUGCGUUUGGCGCAGCUUGCGCUCGAGCGCAACGUCCGCUCUGUGCUCCUCGACCUCUCGACCGGGUACCACGCGGCCACGUGGCAUGCGAUCCUUCCCGCCCUCCGCAAGUCGGGCUACAAGCUCGGGGUGCAUCUUCCGCCGGCCGCGACGCUGGAUGGCGCCUGCGACUUUGCUACGACCGAGCGCAUGAGUCAAGCGGCGUUCCUUGACGCGGCCGCCUCGACGCUCGCCGUGCCGGCGAGCCGCACGCUGAUCGUGCACCCAAACGCUGGCGAGCAUAUUGCAAUGGUCGGCCUCGAUACCAGCACAGCGGUGCCCUUCCCGACGCCGGAUACGCUCGUGCAAGAUCUGCUUGGCUUCCAGCAUUGCCUCGACCCACUCUACCGCGCCUUUGGCCCGUACCCGAUUCGGUUCUCCGAGGUCUUUUACGAGUCGGCGCACUCGGUCGCCCUCGUGAACCUCAAGCCGAUCGUGCCAGGUACUACUACAAGCGUCAUCAUUCACACGGCAAUAGCGUUGCCGUAG
Saprolegnia diclina VS20 is the source of this 528-nucleotide messenger RNA. RefSeq lists its product as hypothetical. The coding region runs from base 1 to 528 and encodes 175 amino acids. The record is from RefSeq and is a predicted model, not a curated record. NCBI's taxonomy places the organism in Eukaryota, Oomycota, Saprolegniomycetes, Saprolegniales, Saprolegniaceae. The transcript is spliced from 5 exons.